GAAAUAAAACUGUCGUUACUUUAGUUUCGUUAGUCUUGUUCUAGAGAAAGACAGCUCAUCCUAGUCCUAGAUAAACGUACUAAUGUACUUUAAUUUUUUGCGAAUUUUGAUGAUUAGACGCAUUAAAGCUUGUCAGAUUUGCAUAGACUUAAUUCCAGAUAAUAACGUACAUCGCUCAUCCCCAAAAUGUGCCAAAUUUUCCCCAUAAUUGGCAGCUUGGGAUAUACUUAGAAAAUUAGUUAACACUUGGUAAUUUAGCGUAAAAUUACUUAUUGCAUAUGUGACUGUUUCUUCUUGACUUUCAAAUAAGGCAUGAAAUGUUACAGAUUGCUCUAGAAAAUCAACAAAUUAUUAGUCACACAUAAGUUUGGGCUUGUAUAUGAGCAGCACAAUGUUAAUUUAUUAGUAACAAUAUGUUCUCUUUAAAGUAUGUGUGGUAUCACCAUGGAUAUGAGCAAUAUUUUUUAUAGUAAUAUAUUGCUUGUAUUUCACGCAUUAUGUUAAUGGAUGACAAAAUGUCAAUCUUAAGGUUUUCAAAUUAAAGUUCGGCUAACAUUUUGAAAUACUUUGAGAAACUUAGCUUUCGUUUGUCAUAAAAUUCAUCUAACGUAACUAAUAAUUUGACCUUUUACUCAGUAGCCCACAUUCUAGGACAAUAAAAUCUCAAUAUUUCACGCACACACGCUCAGAACAGACACGGACGUACGACGUAUGUGUGAAACUUUAAACUUCAUACGUUUCUUUUAAUGCAAUUUUCUUUUAAAAAGGUAGUCUCAGCUAUUAAUAUUAUAAUAUUGCUUGAAAUUUUUAAGGCUUAACAGUCAGCAAUUGGUGAUAAUAUUAUGCUAAGUGUGACUUCUGGAUCAUUCUAAUAUUUUACAUUGUUGGCUCUUUUUCUACCAAGUUUUAAGCUUACUUAUUACGUCAUGCUUCAAAUUGUCCUGUGAGCCGAUUUCCGUUCUUUUUAUUUGCUUUCGAACUUCACUUGCCGUUUUACCCUAAUUUUUAGUCUUUCAGGGAUCUUAUCUCAUCUUUCCUCACAUUUUAUUUUAAAAUUACCUGUUUUUAGCGAGUACAGAAUAGGAUUUUACCAAUUUUUAUCAACUGUUUUGGAUAAACGGAUCGUUUUGGUUUUACAAAAUGGAUUUAAAUGCAUACAAAGGAUGGUCUUCUGAACUUCAUUCUACAUACAAUCAACUUCUUGAAUAUGAAAGUUUUUUGCGUUUGUUUCCUGUAGAGGUUGCUAACUCUAUAGCCACCAGCACUGUAAUGAGUGUGAAGGUAGGAUGAUGUUUCAUUUAAUAGUACAGUGUUUAAGUUAAAGAAAACAAUUAUUUGUAGUGGAUUAUGUAUUUAUUCCAAUUAAACAAGCAACUAAGUUUUCAGUUACAAAAGUAAACUUAAAUUAUUAGUUACUGGAAAAUUCCCGUCAUAUUAAAACACAGUUAUGAAUAAAAUACAGAUUACUGCAGUCAUACGUCAGCCUGUUGUGGUAGAGAACAAACCAACUUUUAGCUGAGGAGGAAAUUAAGGAAAGAUAUUGGGUGUGGAUAGGACACACAUUAGGGAAAUUAACAAACUGCAUCACUAGGUAAGCGUUAACUUCGGAUCCUGAAGGGAAGCGAAAAAGUGGAAGGUCGAGAACCACAUUGCGUCGGGAAUUGGAAGCAGAUAUGAAAAGUAUGAAUAGCGACUGGAAACAACUGGAAAGGAUCAUCCAGGAGAGUGCUGGAUGGAGAAUGCUGGUGAGCGGCUUAUGCUUCUCUAAAAGGGGUAACAGGCGUAAGUAAGUAAGCAGCCGUACGUGAUUAUUUCAGUUGAAUAAUCAUUGGAAGCCUGAAAAUGAGAUAUCCUAUGGUCAUUCGUUCGUGACCAUCACUGAAUCGAUCUGUGACAGAACUGGAUUAAAUAUAAAGGACUUAAUUAACUGGUUGUUUAGCAUUUACAAUCGACUGUAUUGAUUAUUAUAGGUGGCAUUACAGUUAAGAAUUAACCUAUUUAGUUUUGUCAUAGUUUCUUUGGUGUAUGAUUAAUAAAUCAAACACAUAUUCUAUAAUCAAUCAUGUUUCAAAUUACUUCUAAUUGUCCUAUAAUUUUAUUCAAUAAUUUGUAUAUAUCAGGGCAACGCUUUACAGUAAAGAAAAUUUUAUUCAGUUGGCCGCUUUGUUGUCUCUUGAUAUCGAUUCAUUCAGAAGUCUUCAUUUGUGCUUCCAUCUUGUGAGCCUUCAUAUCUUAUCAUUACUUAUCGUCUGUUGGUCAGCCUUUUGCUCAUCCUUGUGAUAACAACUGUAUUCGUAAUCAGCCAUACUAAAACACCUUAAUAAUAAUAAACUCCAUCUGAAGUAAGGGUAUUAGGCAACUUUAUUAGUGUAGCUGAGCUGUUCUAUGAGGGUCUUUAUUACUUCUACAUAACAUCGUACCUAUUUUACAAUUAGUUAUUGCUCUUUGACUUUUAGGAUGUUGAUUUUUUAAAGGGCACUCGAAAAUCCAACUAGAUGAUAAUUGAACUGUUAUUCUUAUCACCAAUUUUUUGCCUCCCUAAUAAUAGUAAUUUAUUUUUUUCCGAUUCAAGCAACCUUUCGUAUAACUAUAUUGUCGUCUCAUUUCACAGACCUCAUUUCCUUUUGAUUAUUUGGAAACAUUCACCUACAUGUUUCGUGAAUACACACUUAAUCUGAAUAUUUAGAUUUCGUUGAGUAAUCAUUCACCCAGCUUAAAUUCACAGAUUUUGUUUCAAGACUAGUGAUACUAAACGGUUACUUAUGCUAAAUUAGGCUAGGGGAGUGUGAAACUUUGAUGCCAUAACCAUUAAACUACCAUUUCAUCCAUGUUGAUGAACUUUUGUAUUGAGGCCCUCUAUUCGGACUAUACUUUCAUGUUACGUUUAUGCAUUAUUGCAAAUUAUAUGCACUUAAUAAGAAACUAGUAAAAUUAAAUAAAUAUUACUAUUCCAAAUUAUCUGUAAUAGCAGUUAUACAUUUAGCAACUAGUCACGUGAACUUAUUGUGGAGAUUUUACCGUUUUAACAUGAUGGCCAUCAAUAAUACAGAACUUUUUGAUGCGUGAAAUAUUCCUGAAAAAAUUUUUAUGGAGGGAAGCAAAGGUAAACCAUCAAACAAGUGGUGAUUUUCAAAUAUUCCAGACUGUAUUCCCUGAAAAUAUCACCACUAAGUUUCAUACUCCAAGUCUUUAUUUCUCACAUUUUGCUAAAUAUUUUUGUAUAUAGACAUAUGAUUGUUUGAUAAACGAGAUGUCUUAUAGGUAAGUUGUGGACUUAAUAGCUCAGCGGUAACGUCUCAGGCUGUGAAGCUGGGCGACGCUUGUUCAAACUUCACAAAGGGCAUCACUCCCUUCAGCAUUAUAGUUACAUUUUGGUCAUGAAUUCUAAGUGUCAUGAGACCUAGAGCAGAGUUUCUUGCUGACUACUUCCAACUACCUUACGUUGUGUAUGUAUUAUUAGAUAAAAUCUUGCUAGAUGGUGAUGCAAAUUACUUACACGUUGACCAAUUCGAAAAUAGUGAAACUGUUUUCUAUCUUUUUCCUGUUUAUACGGGAACUUAUUCUAAUCAAAUUUUAGUGUGAUUGUUCAUGUACUCUUCUGUCAUCGUCUGGUGAUGUAGUACCUGCCAAUACCGAUGCGACACAUGAUGGUUCUGUUUCUCAUCGAAGCGAAUCUAUAUCUCUUCCCCAAAAUGUUUCUUCAGCACCGAAUCCGCGUUCAUCUUUUUCUGGUCAGACUUCCGUAGUACGUUUUGAUUCUCCAGAUGAACUGCGUUGGGUUAUGCAUGCUAUCACUUACGGACUGACUAUGUCAUCUGAAAAUUGGGACGUCAUCAAACAUAGUGCACAUAUUUACUGCUAUUGGAUCAAAUGUCUUAAUUCUUCAAUGCGCUCCACACAAUCAGGGAAUUCAAACUCACCAAUUCCGUUGAUUCUACAAAAGGAGCCACAACGUUUCUUAAAAUCGCUUUUGUUCUCCCUCACUUAUUAUUUCCUUCCACGUGAUCCAGAACCAUUAAGUGAUCAGCCUAAGUUAAUGUUUUCAACCCUUGGUCGAAGUUUAGCACCUCCACAAUAUUCGACUAGUGCCGACUCAUCAGAAGCUCCAUCUUCUUUUACAGUGAUCGAGUCAACACACUUAUCAGCGUUGCUAAAUAAGCAGUUGGAUAUUAUAAAACUGGUGGUUGUUGCAGUCGAAGAAUUGUGCUCAGUACCGACUCAGUUAACAUCUGACUCCUGGGAUUGUAUAUUGCGGUUUUGUCUGAUCAUAUGUCAUGCUAUUCUGUCACCACCUUUACAUUUACCAUCAGGAUUACUCCAGUCAUCUACCGGGGCUUCUCAGAUGACCAAUACUUUUAUUUCGGGAUCAGGAUCUGUUGGUGGACCUAAUUCUAUGGCUCUUUUGUCAAAUCAUUCCAGUUCUUCAGAUGUUAGGGGCACCAAGGAUUCAGCUACCUUAUUUGAAGUCAUAUCAGACUGCGUUUCCAACUUACUAUUCAGUACUUGGUUAAAAGCUUGUACUCAUUGUUUUCCUAAACCACAACUCUGGGUCGCAUUCAGAGAGUGCGCAAAAGUAUGGCGACAUCAUAAUGCGUUUAUUAAACAGUGGUCUCGUGUUUCCGUGGCACUAUCCGCUACUUUACUUGGUAUACUAAAUAAACCUACUAACUUAAACGCUUAUGCUUCUUUCAUUCAAUUAAUUCCAUCUGAUCUACCUGAUGGAAAUGCGAAAGAAUCUUGGAUUCGUAUGUUAUAUUUGAUCGACAAUCCAGUAGAUCUUAGUCAUGAACGUUUAAUCUGUAAUACACCGAUUUUUGAAGAAUAUAAGAAAUACAAUUGCAAUGAUAGAAUUCGAUGGACACCUGUUUAUUUCCCUUAUCUAUAUCAUCAAGCCCUACGUGGUCUGUCAAUGAUCGUGGAUGGAUUUUUGGGUAUUCAGCCAAGUCUUACAGUUGGUAUUGAUCCAUUUGUUGGUGUAAUUCCUGAACUUUAUGGUCCUAUCGGUCGAUUAUUUCAAAGUUACCCUUCAUUUCAUAAGUACACAGAUACACAAAGCGUGAACAAUGAUGAUGAAGUCAGGAAAGCCCUUAUGACGGGUUUUUCAAAUAUUCAAAGUGGAACGCGAUUGGCUGCUGGUAGUUUUUCUACAGAAAAAGCAACUAGAAAAUCUAGAUUAGCAAGCGUAGUCACAUCUGCUGGUAUUCUUGCUUCCACUGGGACUUCUGGAGGUUUGAAAUCUGGGUUGGCUCCAUUUAAUAGUACUUCAGUACAUAUUCCUCAUACCACUAGUAGUUCGUUAACUCCUAUUGAAAUUAAUGCUUCUUUGACAAAUGCUUUUCAACAGUCGCAAACUUCUAGUUCACAAGGAUCUUUGCAGUUAUCAAAUGCUUCAACAAGUGGACAGUCAGUUAAUCAAAAAUUAGGAAAUGUUCCACCUAUAUUGUCUUUAGUUAAUAGAAAUAUACAGGUCGAUCAUUUACAGAAUUUAGCUACAAAUUGGUUAUCAACCUAUUCUCAAAUUAUCUUAAAUCCUCAAAGACCAGAAAUAAACUCAUUGUUACAACUAUUUGGUGCUUGGCUUUUUGAAGCAUCAGUAUCAGGAGUUAAACAAGAUUUAAGUGUUACUGUAAUCAGUCAUCGAGCUACAUUAAUUGAUAGUAAUCGUUUUCUAGUUGGUCGUGCUGAAGCUCUUGGAAUACUAUGUCGAAUAAUGAUCUACGCUCAACGUGGCCGUUUAGCAGAGGAAUAUCUUACACGAUUUUAUUUAUGUCUUUAUUAUGCAUUGGUUGUUGAUCCAACGGUUAAAAAUGAUUAUAUUUUAUGUUUAGUGUUAUUCUAUUCAAUUGAUUUACUUCGUGUUGAUUUACCCGGUAUCAAUAUCUUGAUACCACGUAUAUAUAGUGCUUGUCAGCAUGUUUUAAAAGAAGAAAUUAACAUGAAACCUGAAUUUUUAUCACCAACCUUGGUUCAACGUGCAGCUAUACAUCAGCUUAUGUCAAUGGUAUGUAUUCCUAUUCAAUUUAAAGGCGCACAUUUAAAACCUUUGAUUCCUUUGAUGUCUAAUGAGGAUAAUCCAUGUUCAUUGAAUGAUAUAAAAAAUAUGAUGGUUAAUAUUGUAUGUGAUACGUUGAGUAGUACAGAAGAUCCGGUAAAUUUUCAAUUAUUAUUAAGUGUGGCGUUGGCUUUAAUUGAAGAUAUGUCAGCUGAUGAGAUGCAGUCAUCUAAUAGUCGAACCGACCCUGGCAAAUCUCAUACAACAUCUAGUUUCUUCAAUAUUCUGACACCACUGCUUUGUGGUAAUUUAGUAUAUAAGUGGAAAAAUGAUUCAUCAGUUUUGCUUUAUUUAUUAGAAAUCAUCUCUGGUUUAUCUAGUGUACAUGUUGCACCAGUUGAUCCAUCUACAUAUAGACAUACCGUCCGAUCAAUAUGUGAAUUUAUUACAAAUCAAUGUAACCGUGAAAAGAAAGACCAUAAAAGGCAGCUACAUAGUAUUAUUGUUGCUGCGUAUUAUUGUUUAUCUUCAUGGAUUGUACAACAUGUGAAUUUAUUAUUAUCUGAUCGAGAAUGUGUAUGGACUAUAUUAGAAACAAUUGAAUUGGGCAUUUGUGGUGCUAAAUCUUCAAAUAAACAGGCAAAAAAUGAGCCCCCCACUACUAUUCUCAAAGGUCAAAAACCUUUAGUUCCAUCCUCAAAACGUGUUUGUGAUGCAGCUGAGGCUUGUCUGUCAAAUUUAAUGUCAGUAGCUGGAUCUUUUCCUGGACCAUUCGGGACAGAUACAACAUGUUCUCAGUUAGCAGAAGAUAACAUUUUGAAAUUGAUUAUAGAUGAAGAAUCGAAUUCAUCUAAGGGUCGGUCAGAAUUUCACUAUUUCUGGUCUGAACCCAAUUUAAUAAUUGGAUUGUGCGAAUUUCCUACGAACUCGUUUAAAUCAACCAUAAAACCAAAAAUUGAUAGUUCAAAAGAUGGACCAGCUGCAAUUUUAAUUAUUCGAGGACCAUUUGGACGUCAUGUUUGGAUAACGCAUAUGCGUCUUUCACCAUUGUUGGGAAACGACUCAAAUUCUCAGUCAAAUUAUUCGGAUCAAAAACAAGAAGUAGUAAUUGAUCGUCCUAAACCUUGGGGUUGUUUUCUUGACAGACUUAUCACCACAGUAACCAACAAUGAAAAUGUUCCUGCUUUAAAUUUUCCACAAUCAAUAUCCGAUAUUCCACUUGUUGAAGCUGAUCGUAUAAUACCUUCGCUGGAUAAAGUUGGUGGUGAACUUGGAAGUAAUGUUAGACAAGAAAUUAAUGUAUUCAAGACAUUAAUAACCACACAUGCUUCAUUAGCAAAGGAAGUUGGAUUACGUUGUGUCCAAGAGAAAAUUAAUGCACCUUAUCCUGAUCCAAUCACAGAAGCAAAAGCACCAGUUCCCGUUGUUAGUUUUCACCCAAUACGUUUAUUACUAACACAUUUGGGCUAUUUAUCAAUCGGACCUUCUCAAAUGCCCCAGUCAUUAUGGCCACGUCCAGAGUUAAAACGUGAUAACCAAUCAGGUGAACGUCUUGGUCUUGGGAAUCGACAAAGUCCAUCUUUAACAGCUAAUCGUAUCAUACAGGGGCUUUCGUCUACUUUGCCGUCGAAUAGUACUGAAGACGAACUAUUGCCCUUAUUUCCAUUCGAUGUGGAAAAUCCAGAUUUUGCUGAUAUAUUAACAAAUCUAGACCAUAUGCCGACCAGAACAGGUGAUACGCUUUUGGUUUUUUAUGUUGCUGCUGGUCAGUCAAAAGUUGGUGAUAUUCUUGCGAAUAUGAAGAUUUGGUCAAGACUACCUGAAGCAUUUCAUCAGUUCUUAAGUGGUAUCGGCUGUAUCAAAGAUAUUUCUGAUCAUUCAGGUUGGACAGGGAACCUUCAAACUAGCUAUCGUACAUCAAAUGGAUACUUUGUGACGGGUCACUGUAAUCAGACGAAAAAUAUACAUGCUGACCACUGUCCAGAUGGUAUUCAAUCAAUUAUAUACUAUGCUGAUGCAAUAACAGAAUUAGCAUGCAUUUGUCCCACUAAUCAAUUUUAUGGAAAUGAAGAGAAUUCUGACCCAAACCGUUCGUUAAAGAGUACACGUUAUCGCACUGCUAGCGAAAUCAUAACUAACAUCACUCGUGGGACAAGUCAAAGUGCACUAGGCAUGGGAGAAGUUGGGGCGGACCCGACUGGAGGUCGAGUGGCAGUUGUAUGGCUCGAACGAUGGGAAGAUGGACCUAUGCAUUAUGAGCCAGGAGUUGGAACGAGCAUCCAGAAUAUGACGAGCAAGAAUUUUGACUGCCCUGUCACAAUUUAUAUUCAUCCUUUAAGUUCCGGAUUAUGCAGAGUUGGCAUUAUGCGUCUUCAAGGACGAACAUUUGAAGCUGGUCCAUUACAGAAUGGAUCUGUAUUAAGCCAGCGUUGUCUUAGUAGUUUUGUAAGACAAACUGUUAUAAACUUAUCACGACGACGUCGUUUGGCUUCCGACUCAUUUCAACCUCCUCAUGUUCGACGAAGCCAUGAAUUGUUCAGAUUGGCAGAAGCAAACCGUAAAAUUGUUCGAGUUCAGCCAUCAUCAUCUGGCAAUAAAACUAAUGCAUACUCUUGUAACACAGCGAAUAUUGUGCGUAGUCUUUUUUUUAGACAAACUCAAAUUCACUCUAGCUAAAGCUUUUCAUAUUUUAACUGUAAUAUCCACCAUUGUUGUGAACAAGGACUCCUUCAUAUUUACAUAUCAAACAGAAUGUGUUUUUUUCUUUUUAUUUUCAUACUUCCUUAUCUUACGUAUUUAACAUGUAACUAAAUAUACUUUUACAUUUUA
Molecule: messenger RNA, 8821 nt
Organism: Schistosoma margrebowiei
Lineage: Eukaryota; Metazoa; Platyhelminthes; Trematoda; Strigeidida; Schistosomatidae
Source: the annotation of a GenBank genome assembly